UUGUCAACCCAAACUUCGCAGUCAGAUUCAAUCUCUCCGUCUUACUCCGUACAGGCUUCUCAGGGACCAGGACACCACCAGGCGUGAUGCAGCGGGCUUUGUUCAGCCGGAGCGCGCUGCUCGCCCAGCAGACCGCGAAGAACGCGCUGCUGCUGCAGCGACUGGAUCGAUCCAUGUCCUCCGUCACCAUCCCGCCUCCGGCAUGCAUGCUCCGGCCACUGGAAGUGCCACUACGUUACCUAUUUGGACCGGGGCCGUCAAACGUUCCCCCACGUAUUUUAGCUGUAGGGGCCAAGCCGAUAAUUGGUCACAUGCAUCAAGAAAUGUUUGAGAUCAUGAAUGACAUCAAACGAGGUAUCCAGUACGCCUUUCAGACAGAGAACAACAUGACCAUAUCUAUGAGCGGCUCUGGACACGCGGCCAUGGAGUGUGCCGUGUUCAACGUAGUGGAGCCCGGAGAGAGCGUGCUCGUUGCCAUCAACGGUAUCUGGGGAGAGCGCGUUGCAGAAAUUGCAGAAAGAAUGGGUGCCAAUGUACAUAGGAUGGUAAAAACACCUGGAGGAUAUUUCAGCAAUAAAGAAAUUGAACAGGCCGUAGCGAAACACAAGCCUGUCCUGUUUUUCCUCACACAUGGAGAGUCCUCUGCUGGCCUCUGUCACCCAGUGGAUGGCAUUGGAGACAUCUGCAGGAAACAUAACUGCCUCUUCCUGGUUGACACAGUUGCAUCUCUUGGUGCAGCACCAAUUUUUAUGGACAAGCAAAAUAUUGACAUCCUGUACACUGGUUCUCAGAAGGCUCUGAAUGCACCUCCUGGCACAGCACCCAUUUCCUUUAAUGACAGAGCAUGCCACAAGAUGUUUAACAGGAAAACAAAACCAGUAUCCUAUCUCCUUGACAUGACACAUUUGUCCAACUACUGGGGUUGUGAUGGCAAACCAGCCAGAGCAUACCACCACACCGGUCCAGUGUCUGGAUUCUUCGCCCUGAGAGAGAGUCUGUCUAUUCUUGCUGAGAAGGGGCUGGAGGAGUCCUGGAAGAAACACAAGGAGGUGGCAGGCUACCUGUACAGAGGACUGGAGGACUUGGGUGUCAAGCUCUUCAUCCCUGAACGGGAAUUGAGGCUUCCCUCUGUCACCACCAUUGCCAUCCCUGAUGGCUACGACUGGAGGGAGCUGCUGGCCUACAUCAUGAAACACCACCACAUGGAGAUGACUGGAGGCCUGGGCCCAUCCAUCGGCAUGGUGAUGAGGAUCGGAUUGAUGGGAUACAACUGCGAGAAGACGAAUGCUGACAUGGCACUGAACGCCUUGGCAGACGCUCUCAAGAACUGCAAAAAGAGCAAGGCUUAAGAGACCAGUGCAUACAUUUAGGAAAUUUUCUGCGCUUUUGACUGCAGUAAUUUUAUAAAAACACGAGGCCAUGUGUCUCUCUUGUAUAAGAAAGCUAGUUUUGAAAUAAAGGAGCAGAUAUUGUCAUUUGAUAUAAGCUGUGUACACUGAAAGGUGUCAAUAAAGUGUGCUGUAAUUUAUCAAACA
Larimichthys crocea (large yellow croaker) is the source of this 1535-nucleotide messenger RNA. RefSeq names its product alanine--glyoxylate and serine--pyruvate aminotransferase b (gene agxtb). Lineage: Eukaryota; Metazoa; Chordata; Actinopteri; Sciaenidae. The record is from RefSeq and is a predicted model, not a curated record. Gene Ontology annotation, cellular component: peroxisome. Gene Ontology annotation, molecular function: L-alanine:glyoxylate transaminase activity; L-serine:pyruvate transaminase activity. The coding region runs from base 87 to 1349 and encodes 420 amino acids. The transcript has 11 exons.